UCUGCUAGCCCAGUACUAGCCAUUCUUUUGGGACGCAAUCUGUUAACCACAGGGCAGCUUCCCCUACCAGUCAUCCCUACAGAUCGACACUGAGGCCUGGGCUGUUCAUAUAUAAACACAGAAGAUGGCACUAUACAUAGCUGUUCUGGCUGCAGCCCUGCUAGGAUCCUGUUGGGGAGCUCCUCCACUCGACACUGAUCCUGCGGCCUAUGACCUGGAGAAUUAUGACGAGGACUCAGACACAUGGGACCUGAACAGCUAUGGAGAAGCCUUUGACUAUGAUGACUUGGAUGAGAAGAUUGAGGUUGGGACCGUGGCUCCUCCUCCAGCUGUCACUCAACCACCUCCUGAAAUUGUUCCUGAAGACUACAUGGAAGAGGUUACCCUUCCACCAAGGACCACCAAAUCUCCAGUCCUUCCCACCCUGGACUUCCUGGGCCCUGGCCUCUUUGGCCCAGUGACAGGCUUGGGGAUGCCCACGUGCCUGCUGUGUGUGUGCAUCAGUGGCAGUGUGUAUUGUGAUGACACUGAUUUAACUGAGAUCCCCCCCCUGCCCAAGGACACGACACACUUCUAUGCUCGCUUCAACAAGAUCACUCAGGUCAAGGCCAAAGAUUUCCUUAACUUAAAUCAGCUGAAACGGAUUGACCUUACGGGGAAUCAGAUCGCCACGCUAGGAGAGGAAGCCUUCCUCUCUCUUCCACAGCUCCAGGAACUGCUUCUGGCUGAUAACAAGGUCCAGGCACUGCCAGGGCUGCCGGCCACUAUGAGGCAUGUUGACAUCCGCAACAACCGCCUGAAGAGUGGUGGAAUGCACAGAGAAGGCUUUAAGGAUAUGAAAGACUUGCAGUUCCUGUACCUGUCAGACAACCAGUUAGACUACAUCCCUGGUCCGCUGCCUGAGAGUCUACGGGUGCUCCACCUACAGAACAACAACAUCCAGAGCUUGAACCAGGACACCUUCUGCAACAGCCAUGACAUGAACUACAUCCGCAAGGCCCUGGAAGACAUCAGGUUGGAUGGCAACCCCGUUGAUGUGAAUAAGUAUCCACAGGCCUAUGUGUGUCUACCACGGCUGCCUGUAGGAACCCCACACUGAGGGGGCCAUCAAGACCACUCCUCAUCUGUCUUCCAUUACACUCACUGCAGGUUAGGGGGGGCCCAAUUGAUCUGUCCAUGCUCUGCCCAUAAAUCCAUAAAGUUGGACAAGCUUUAAAGAACAUUAGCAAAAACGCCUUUCAACCUGAUGAGAAAGGGUAGCUUUUCACGUUGAGUCACUAUAUAACAUUGUGUUUUCAGAAGUGUUCCAUUGGACCAUUUAGAGUCAAGACUUGACUUUAUAUUAGUCAAGACAAAAAAUCAUUUUACAUUCAUCAUACAUAUUAUCAAUGUUAAUUCAGCUCAACAUAUGGACAUUUAGAAGCAGAUAGGGGUGAUUGCAUACCACAACGAUAUUCAAAAGAAUUUAGAAAACAGAAAAGGCCAAUAUCCUUGCAUUAGGCUAACUUACUAUGUUAUGUGUCACAGAACAUUAUGUACUAACUGCAAAUAUUAGGUUAACGCAAGCUUGUUUUAUACUUAAAACCAUGGACAUGCUUCUAGAGACAUGGAGCACAAAAUAGACUCGAAGCUUAAAGAUUAUGAAAGAUCAGGGGAUUUGGAGACCUCUCUGGUGGACAUGUGUAAUUGCAUGCAGUCAUGCAAAAGAACAUUUUGUAACAUCGGCUGUGCUUCAGAGCAGCGCAGAUGAAAGAAAGGUGACUCACUGCACUGCACACACAUCAUAUUUUAGCUCGUUUUUCCUCCUGAUUCAUUAAUGCUGCUUCUUUUAGUUUUAACAAAGUAUCUUAUACAGUACUACUUUAACUACAUUUUUUUGCACAUAUAGGCAUUGUUGUAUGUGUCAUGUUGUGUAGUCACCCACGUUCAUUCACACAUGAGCACAUUGGAUAUGGCAUGGUAGCUCUUCUGGUUUUACAUGCGUUUCACUUUACAUAGCUGCUCUCUCUCAGGAAAAAAAAGUCCUCCUUACCUCAAAACUGUGUUGUGGUACCCAGUCAAAACUACGCAAGUUGGAAAUUGCUAGCUUGCUUGAUUACAAAAGAAAAAAAAAAUACAUCUGAUCUAUCCUAACAAUUUGACCUUUCACUCACUUGUAAGAGUAUUAUUUUAAAUUCUAACUCACUCGAUAUUUUGGUAUUUUUAGUUGUGCACCACAACUUUUCAUGAGGUUAAAUGGAAUUUUUGCCAAAAUUCUGUAAGGGAAGCAUGGAGAGAACAAUUGUUACAGCCCUGAAGGGCUGGUGUCCAGCACAGUAUGGGGAUUUGUCUGACAACUACUAAACCUAUUUGCCUAUCAUUAGUUAAUGAGUUAAAAGUGGAUUUGUUAGAACAGGAAAAUAUUCAAACCAUGCUAGACUCCAGUCCUUCAGGACCAAGGCCUUCCUGCCAUAGCCCUGUUAUUGCAGCUUGCUUUCCAGGUUGUUGGCUCCAUCACUGUGCAUUAUGCCAAUCUGUCGCUGCUAUUUUCAUGUGUUUUUCAAAUUCAGGAGAAUUACACUAAUUGCUGACUAAUUGCUGCUGAGAUCUUUGCUUAAUGUUCAAAUUUUAAAAAUGUUCAAAAAAUGGUUUGAUUUUCUGUUUUAAUUGUUGUCACCCUGAAAUCUUAUUUUGUUUUCUUAAUGUGAAGAAGUGUUAAGUGUAUUGCAAAGCAUAAGUGUGGAUUAAUAAGAGUGUGAAAACUGCAUAUAGAGCUGAAUACCUCUCCAUUAAGGCUGAAAGCAGGUAGGACUAGGUGUGGGGGCAUUGCUAAAUAUUCAUAAGUAAACAUUAAAUCAUUUACUACAGUGCUUGGAUUAUUCACUACAACACUGUAGAGUUCAGAUCAAUGGUCUCCAACUCCAACAGGCAGUAAACAGCAAAAACAGUGCAUUCACUGGCACAGGUGCCAAAUACAGGAAGGCACUGGGUCACGGGACCAAAGCAAAAGCUGCACCGGCAGUGUCCCUCCAAUCUAAGCACAAUGCUUGAGAAAUGCCACGGAAGUAAAACUGCAUAGAACAGCUUGAUAACAGCUGCAAUAGUACAGCUGCAUUUGACCAUUGGAAAACAGUAUUUUAAGCCUACCAGAAACUGUUACAAGAUAACCAGAAAAAUGUUGUUCCUCCAUAGUGUAGCAUCUUGGUCUUCUACGGCAACCAAAACACUGGUGCAGUAUGAAGGUU
This is a messenger RNA of Pygocentrus nattereri (red-bellied piranha), 3224 nucleotides long. It is a transcript of the gene optc, whose product is annotated as opticin. The record is from RefSeq and is a predicted model, not a curated record. Lineage: Eukaryota; Metazoa; Chordata; Actinopteri; Characiformes; Serrasalmidae. Gene Ontology annotation, molecular function: protein binding. The transcript is spliced from 7 exons. Bases 125 to 1099 code for a protein of 324 amino acids.